Molecule: messenger RNA, 4362 nt
Organism: Gryllus bimaculatus (two-spotted cricket)
Lineage: Eukaryota; Metazoa; Arthropoda; Insecta; Orthoptera; Gryllidae
Source: the annotation of a GenBank genome assembly
ACAGUACAUGGUGUGAUAGCAAAGUACCAGUAUAAACAGAGAGUAAUUAAUGCGCUAUUUGCGUACCCGACAUUAUUACAAUAAACAGAUAGUAUAAAUGUAUUGUGCUUACAUGUGCAAGUGUACACUAAUUUAAAAACAGUUGCAUUUCAAGAUCACAAGCUGACUGGAGAUCUCAGUCAUCUAUUCAAGAGCUUCGUUACGACUUAAAUUUUUGGUACUGGGGCAACUCUCUGACUGGGGCUCCCGAUUAUUAGAUGAUCAUGCCCCCUUCUCCGUUCAGUUUUGACCCUGAAGUGCCACUAUGUUUAAAUUGGAGUAUCUGUAGUUGCAAGUAUAUAGAAUUGCAAUGCAUCGUGAUGUGAAUAUAAUAGUAAAUGAGGUGUGGAAAUUUGAGUCAGGUGCAGGUGGUCUGGUCAAGUCAGGUCAGGUGUGGUCAUAUGGGAGCAUAGAGUAUUAUAGGCUGGAAGUGCAAGUAAACCGAAAUAAACCACCGAAUGCAACCUUACGCAUGCUUAUAAUGUCACGUUGAAUCGCGUGUGCCAGCGUGUGCACGUGCGUAGUAGAAGUUAGUGGGUGGUGUAGAUCCAGUACCCGUUCUGCAUUUAUGAAAUUAUGAACUUUCUUUGAGACGGAGAUGGUGUGAUCAAAGUGUUCCAGCGAAUGCAUAAAAUAGGAGAGCGAUUUCACUGAAAGAAUCUUCGAGAGAUAAGAUCAUGACACUGAACCAAACCCUUACCCGGCGAGUUGUAAGAAGAUUGUGUCGACCGUUGCCAGUGGCGGCUAUUGUGACAGCUGUAGGAGUUGUUCAGAUUCGGCGAAUUAUAAAUUCAGAUCGCGAGGCUAAGCAGUGGGAGAUAACAUGUUAUUCAUCAGUACCAUUGCGAAUUUUGUCUCGAGGUUGGGGAUGGAUUUGCAACAAAGAAUUGCCUGUCAAAUAUAGAGAAUCUGUGUAUUUAAAAUAUGCACAAAUGUUCAAUGUUAAUAUUCAAGAAGCUGCAUCAGAAGAUUUAUCUUCAUACACCAGUUUGUGCGACUUCUUUUGCCGCCCCCUUAAGGAAGGAAUUAGGCCCAUUGAUUCAAAGGAGAAUGUGGUUUCUCCUGCAGAUGGUGCUGUUCUCAAUGUGAGCAAGGUGACCUCACCAAGAGUGGAGCAAGUAAAAGGUGUAACGUAUUCUUUGGAAACAUUCUUGGGCGAACAUUCACAGGACAAAAAUGAAGAAUCAACUAAUUCUGAGGUAUGUGAAAAGGACAGAAACUCUUCUUGCAUUCAGUCGCUCCUGAAAAACAAAGAAAAUGCUUUGUAUCAGUGUGUGAUUUAUCUUGCUCCUGGAGAUUACCAUAGAUUCCACUCUCCUGUUGAUUGGGAAGUUAAUCUUCGAAGACAUAUUCAAGGAGAAUUGCUGAGUGUAAGCCCUAAGAUUGCUCGCUUAAUUCCGGAUCUUUUUUCUUUGAAUGAACGAGCUGUCUAUAUUGGAGAGUGGAAACAUGGGUUUUUCUCGUUUACUGCAGUUGGGGCCACCAAUGUAGGAUCCAUUCGUGUAUAUGUUGAUGAGGUUCUGACCACAAAUGAACGUAAAUGGAAAUUUGGAUCAAAAUGUAGAGAGGUUUUCCUCUCAGAUUCAGAGGGCAAACCGUUAAAAGUGAGGAAAGGAGAUCCAUUUGGAGAAUUUCGCUUGGGAUCUACAAUUAUCCUAAUUUUUGAAGCUCCUAAGGAUUUUAAAUUCCAUAUUGCUCCUGGUGAUAAAAUUCAUGUUGGUCAAGCCAUUAGUUGCAAUCAUAUUUGACAUUGGUUUGACAAUUAAGAGUGAUAAAUAUAUAAAUGAUCACAAAAUAGAUUAGAUCACAAAGUAGAUUUUAAAUUCUGCAGUGCUCUUCAUGAUACAUUUCAUGUUUUGCAAGACAUUGGUAGCAGUUAUUUGACGCAGAUAAUAGGAAAUACAUGAAUGAAAAGAGAAUUACAGAAUUUCUUUUUCAUUCAAACAUAUGGAAUUGAAUAUUGAAUUGACUUUUGUAUCUCAGGAAAUCGUGGUCACAAUGGAAUUACAUUACCAAAACCUUUUGAUAGUAAAGAUAUAAGUACGGUAUUGUCAGUGGCGAAGCCUGAGGUGUUCAGGGCAAUAAUAUCAUCACCCCUUCCCUCUUUAAUUGAAGAUAAAAAGGUAUGGUAUCAAAGUAUGUUGCAUAUAUAGAUAGUAUAUUUAUUCGUUAAAAGAUUACACAAUUUUUGUAUAUGCAAUGAUUAUAGGAGUUGGAACAAUAUAGUGGUAACCCUCAUUUUUAUAAUACUUUUUUAUCACAGGAAAAAUAAAGUGUGUGAAAUCCAUCUGCUUUCUUUACACAUUGUCUUUUGAACACAUUUAUAUAGCAUUUUGAUCAUAAUAGUUUUUAGAAGAAAUUGUAUGUUAGAUCAUUAUUUUAGGUGUGUAAAAAGAGUAUCAUAGUUGCCUCUACCCAUCAGCUGAAGUUCAAUUUUUUGAAAACCAUAUUUUCAAAUGGAAAGCAAAGUUUAUGAAGUGUAUGUAUGUAAAAUGACUGACAAAGGUUACGAGUAUUAAUAUUUAUAAUAAUCAUUUAUUGCAUUGAGAGAAGUUGCACUUCUUACUUUGGAAACAACUUCAAAUUAUCAGAGAAAAUCUGAAUCAAUGCAUAAAAUUAUCGAUAAAUGCAAUUUUAAAAUAAAAUAUUCAGCUUAUACAAUUUUAAAUUAAAAUUUUAAUUUGGUGUCACCUGGAGCAGACGCUUCACUCUCUCAAGGCCACCUUUAACUACCAACCAUUCAGUAUUCUCAAUACUUCUGGUAGAGGAUUCAGGUGUUGUGACUAUGGCUGUGAAUUGUAGUUCUCAUAAUAAAUUAUUUAUAUUAAUUUGUUAAUAGGAAACAUUGCAACCAAUUUUUUUAUAAAAAUGUAUUUUCUAUUGAGAAAUUAAAAAACCUUUAUUCUAAAAACUUUAAAUGUAUAUAAUGAAUUUGCAGUGAUAAAGAUAAUUGGGAUAUGUUAAGGAGGCAGCUUGUUCGCUUUUUGUUUUUGGAAGAAAUAACAUUUUUAUUUCAUUGUUGCAGUAGUGUUUUUAAGCUUGGGCAAACAUUUGAGUUCUUGUGGAAACUUCUAAGUACAUUUUUAUUGUAAUUACAAAAGACUAUUAAUUGAAGGUCUUUUAACUAAAACAGUAACUAUACAAUUUUUAUUUAUCUUAUUAGUUUUACACAAUUACUAGGAUAUAUAAUGUUAAAUGUAUAUAAUUAGAAUUAUAUGUGUGAGUGAUGUGUUCCAAUAUUUAUUAUGCUGUGAUCUUAAUAAUAUUAUAUAUAUAUAUAAUUAUUAUCAGAAUGGGUGUAAUUAUAAUUUGCCAGUUACCAAAUUAAACAUGCACUAACUAUAGGAUGGAGUAUUAAGAAAAUACCCCAAAAAAGACAACUGUAAUUUCUCAAAGCAGUAUUUAAUUUGUUCUAGGAGAUAAAAUAUAAUUAUAAGAACAUCACCACAUCUAUGUUUCCUGCAAAAUCUCUCAUUUAUGCUUUUGUAUUUUAGUCUUUUUAAGCUGUGUAAAUUUGUUAAAUUAUCUGAAGGUAUUUUUUUAUUUACAUUUGACCCAACUGAUAUUUUGUUUCCUAGUGACUUUGCUGGUAACCUAUCAUUUAACCAAAAUAUUUGAUGCCAAAGAGAAUGACUGUCAGCUAUUCUUCUAAUAAAUCACAAUAAAGUAUGGAAAACUUAAAAGAUAAUAUAAUCAAAUUUUAGUGCAUUAGUAAAGCUUGAGGUUUUGAGCAGCAAAAAUAUAAAACAUACAUUCAUUCUGAAAGUAGUGUCCAUUUUUAUUAGAAAAAUACUGAAUUUUUGUUAGUCUUGUUGCACUUCAGGAAGCUUACUCCAGUGUUCACAUAGCUUAUCAAAUGUAGACAAAUAUGCAACAUAUGUACUGGCACCUAGUGUUUGACUCCACAUUUAUCUAUAUCAUAUAAAUUUAUGCUGGAAAUUUAAUCAAAAUCAUUUAAUGUGUGCUUCAUGAAUGAUGAUGUGAGGCAUUUGUUAUCAAAAACAGCUCAUUCCAUUAUUUGUCAAAAUGGCCUGUUUUGAUUUUUUGCUAAGUUAAGGAUUCAUUACCUCACGAAGGGGUAUAAUUGAAAUCCAGCUUAUUCCCAUCUAAAGUGUGGUAAGAACAUAUCUUGUUCAUAUUAACCAUGUGUAGGGCAAGAUUUUGUUUCUUUUGUAAAUAAAAUGUUUGCAAAUGAAAUGGACUGGUUUUUAUAGCUAGUGAAUAUACUAGUGUGUUAUGUUAUAUCUUAAUUUUAUUCUUGUAAUGAAAUAUAUAAUGCAGUGUUGUUUAAAUGUUUCAGUGAAAUUUAUUUAUACCUUAAAG